Molecule: messenger RNA, 5062 nt
Organism: Labeo rohita (rohu)
Lineage: Eukaryota; Metazoa; Chordata; Actinopteri; Cypriniformes; Cyprinidae
Gene: phka1b
Product: phosphorylase kinase, alpha 1b (muscle)
Exons: 32
Coding region: 115-3660 (1181 amino acids)
Biological process (GO): glycogen metabolic process
Cellular component (GO): phosphorylase kinase complex
Molecular function (GO): calmodulin binding
Source: RefSeq, a predicted model, not a curated record
UGACAUUUGCCCAUCUCACAUGCAUGGUACUUGAUACUUGACCAACGGGAGCUAAGCUGAGCACAUAGUGCUAGUGAGGUUGUAGAGCUAAACUGCAUUUAGAAAGCAGCCAUUAUGAGAAGUCGCAGUAAUUCCGGAGUGAAACUCGACAACUAUGCCAGAAUGUUGCAACAGACAAUCCUCUGUCACCAGGAUCCGGUGACAGGGUUACUCCCAGGAGAUGACACGUUACCUCAUGCCUGGGUUAGAGACAAUGUGUACAGCAUCCUGUCUGUGUGGGCUCUGAGUCUGGCCUACAGGAAGAAUGCAGACAGAGAUGAAGACAAAGCCAAAGCCUAUGAACUGGAGCAGAGUGUGGUCAAACUCAUGCGAGGACUACUGCAGUGUAUGAUGAGACAGCUUGAUAAGGUGGAGAAGUUCAAGUACAGCAAAAACACCAAAGACUGCCUUCAUGCUAAGUACCAUACAGAAACUUGUGCCACUGUAGUUGGCGAUCAGGAAUGGGGUCAUCUACAGGUGGACGCUACCUCCAUCUUCCUGCUCUUUCUGGCCCAAAUGACAGCAUCAGGACUGAAAAUUGUUUAUACACGUGAUGAGGUUGACGUUAUCCAGAAUCUGAUCUUUUACAUUGAAUCUGCGUAUAAAGUGGCGGAUUUUGGAAUGUGGGAACGAGGAGACAAGACGAACAAAGGGAUCCCUGAGAUAAACGCCAGCUCUAUUGGAAUGGCAAAGGCAGCUCUGGAGGCCUUGGAUGGACUGAACCUUUUCGGUGCCAAGGGUGGCCCAGAGUCCGUCGUGCACUCUUUAGCCGAUGACAUUCAGCACUGCCAAUCUAUUCUCAGCUCCAUGCUGCCAAGGGCAUCGACAUCCAAAGAAGUGGACGCUGGGGUUCUGUCCAUCAUCUCUUAUCCAGCAUUUGCAGUCGAGGACAUUGACAUUGUUAAUAUCACCAAAGAAGAAAUCAUUUCAAAACUUCAGGGCAGAUAUGGAUGCUGUCGCUUUCUUAGAGAUGGACAUAAAACUCCCAGAGAGGACCCUAAUCGAUUGUACUACGAGUCUUCAGAGCUAAAGCUAUUUGAGAACAUAGAGUGUGAAUGGCCACUGUUCUGGACAUACCUCAUCUUGGAUGGCGUCUUUAUCAACAGUCCAGAACAGGUUCAGGAGUACAGAGAUGCUUUAGACGGCAUUCUCAUCAGAGGGAAAAAUGGAUUACGAUUGGUCCCUGAGCUUUAUAGUGUUCCACCAGAUAAGGUUGAUGAAGAGUAUGUUAAUCCUCACACCGUGGAGAGAGUGCCAGUAGGCAAGUGUCCACUGAAAUGGGGCCAGUCACUGUACAUAUUGGGUAACCUGCUGGCAGAGGGUUUUUUAGCAGCUGGAGAAAUCGAUCCUCUCAAUAGACGCCUCUCCACUGUUCCCAAGCCUGAUGUUGUGGUUCAAGUGUCUAUCCUGGCAGAAAACGAUGAGAUUAAACAGCUGCUGCAGGGCCAUGGCAUUGAAUCAGAAACCCUGGAGGACGUUCACCCAAUCCGAGUUCAGCCCUCCAGAGUCCUCAGUCACAUCUAUGCCAGACUAGGGCGCAACCAAAGACUGGGACUGACUGGACGGCCAUACCGGCGAAUUGGUGUGCUGGGAACUUCCAAAUUCUACAUUAUUCGCAAUACCAUCUUCACAUUCACACCUCAAUUUGUAGAUCAUCAUGAGUUCUAUCUGGCCCUGGACAAUCACAUGAUUGUGGAAAUGCUCCGUAUCGACCUCUCCUACCUCUGCUCUCGCUGGAGGAUAACCGGCCGGCCCACAGUAACGUUCCCAAUUUCACACAACAUGCUCACCGAUGAUCACAAGCACAUAGAUCCUGCUGUUCUGGCAACCUUGAAAAAACUACAAGACGGAUACUUUGGAGGAGCAAGGGUUAAGACUGGGAAACUUUCUGCUUUUCUUGACACCUCCUGUUGUGCCCAUCUUACAUUUAUGGACUGUGAGGUGGAUGACCUGGCUGUGUAUCUGGACCAGCUACUGGCAGUUCCUCAACAGAGUCCCAUUAGUGCCACUAAAGGUGGCCUGAGUCGCUUCAGGGCAGCAGCCAAAAAGACUCAGGAGAUGGUGUCUCUGGUGCACAAAGCCAGAGAGCUCAAUAUACACAAUGUGCACAUGUACCUUCCAACAAAACUCUUCCGUUCUCCUGCACCAAACCUUAAUUUGCUGGAUAACAAAGAAAAGGCAACUGAGACACAGGCCCCUCAACCUGUCAACCUGCCUAGAGACAUCAACAGUGAGAUUGACUACCCAGCCCUGGUGCAGAUGCUGAAACUAAGUCUGAACUUGCAGGAUCAGGCUGAUAUUCUCUACAUCCUGUUCAAAGACAAGGGAAUGGAUUGGGACACCAAGCUACAUGGGAAAGGUUGGACGGUGAAACGACUACUGAGUGAUUUGUAUGAAAAGGCAGGGAACCUAAAACACUGGGGCCUCAUCCGGAUGAUCAGUGGGAUGCUACGCAAGAAAGUAGAAGAGCUGGAUGCUGCUUGCUCAGAUUUGCUAAUUCAUCAGAAACAUCUAACAGUUGGCCUGCCUCCUGAACCAAGAGAGAAAACUAUUUCAGCCCCUAUGCCCCCAGAUAAACUGGCAAGGCUGAUCGAUGAGGCUAGCGAGAACAACCUCACCACUGCCAUUCUCACUCAGGAGAUAAUGGUGUUUCUGGCUAUGAGCAUUCGUACCCAGCCAAAAAUCUUCAGUGAAAUGUUCUGCCUCCGGAUUGGCCUCAUUCUUCAGGUCAUGGUCACAGAGCUUGCUCAGUCCCUCAACUGUUCAGGUGAGGACGCUACAGAGAGUUUGAUGAAUAUGAGCCCAUCUGAGAUGAAGAACUUGCUUGUUCACAUUCUCAGUGGCAAAGAGUUUGGAGUUCAAAAAAGUGUGCGCUCAACAGGAAAUAUGGUCAGCUCUGCUGUCAGUAUUCAGGACAAGAGCAAAUCCAGCUCCACCAAAACCGAAGUGAAAGUUGCAAGUAAACAGGGCGGAGAUAUAAAACUGGCUGUCUCAGUUCAUUCGCUGGAUAUUGGAAACAUUGAAUCAGGGAGAUACAGACUUCCAUCCAUCGAGUCAUUUCAGGGCUCAUUAGGAGCCACGCUGGUGCGUGACAGCAGACAGGGCCAGUGGCUUCGGCGCAGACGCCUUGACGGAGCUCUCAACAGAGUCCCUGUUGGUUUCUAUCAGAAGGUCUGGAAGAUUCUGCAGAAGUGUCAUGGGUUGUCCAUUGAGGGCUUUGUGCUUCCAUCCUCAACCACAAGAGAGAUGACUCCCGGUGAAAUAAAGUUUGCUGUGCACGUGGAGACAGUCCUGAACCGUGUUCCUCAGCCUGAAUACCGGCAGUUGUUGGUGGAGGCCAUCCUGGUGCUGACCAUGUUGGCUGAGGUGGACGUCCAGAGUGUUGGUGGGGUCAUUCAGGUGGAGAGGAUUGUACAAAUGGCCAGUGAUAUGUUCUACAAUGAUCAGAAGGAAGUGGGAGCUGAUGAGAGUCUCCUUGAGAGAGAUCACAUGACUGGCAUCUGCCGGCUGAUGUACGACAGCGCCCCCAGUGGCCGUUUCGGAAGCAUGACUUACCUUUCUAAAGCAGUGGCUAGCUAUGUUGAGGACUUUCUUCCCAGUGGAGCUUGUGCCCUUCAGUAAAAGCUCCAAGUAUCACAUUUUGAAUGUAGAUAGUGAGGUAUUCAUGGUCUUUGUUGAUGUUUGUGUGAAAAAGGAUGAGUGAAAAAGCCAAUUUGUCUUAAGGAAUUGCGAACAAGCCAAAUUAAAUGUGAAGUGUGCUACGUAUAUGCCUUUGGUUGGCCAAGAGUUCUGUCCCAAAUGUGCAAACUAGUUAGCAUUAGCAAGAUAGCCAAAGUUCAAAAGUACCUGUGUUUUCUGAUGGUUUAUUUUAAGCUUAAGUUGAACACAAAGUGCUUGGUUUGUAGUGCUGUAUCUGAAAUUGCCCCCUAUGGAGUGCUGCAGUGAUGUUUUUUGUAGGCUAACCCAUUAGCAUCACUCUGGUUGCCUCAAAAACCCUGUUUUCUGUUUUAUGACAGAAAAUAAGCUCUGUAACUUUUUUUCAUCAGGAUAAGCUUCAUUAAUAAAUACCACUUUUAUGAAUUUUGAAACCUAAGUACAAUCGCCAGAGGUAAAAAGCUAAAGAUCACCAUCAUUAAGCUUCUGACAACUCUUUAUUUAAAAACAUUUUCCCUGAAAUUCUGAUUGAAAAUAAUUGGAAAGUGUGUUUAGAAACCCAAAAAGGCUCUGUAAUGACAUUUAUUGUCCCUGACAACCUCCAUAGUCCCAUUUAGCCUUGUUAGUAACUGCCUUUUUCAAGACAGGUAAAUCACCAGAGGGUAUUACUCAUAUAUUUAGUCAGAAUAAAAUGUGAAAAUAUUUUUGAGCUUGUCUUAACCACAGGCCUUAUUUCAGGCAUUUAUCUCAGAAACCCAUUAAAAAAUGAUGGAGCUGUAUGUGCUAAAAUGCUAGUUGUUUGCUAGUUGUUUGUGAACAAAUUCAGAUGUGUAGAAGUAAGAAUUCAUGCAGCAUAAUGCUAACAGGGCUAUUCUUUAGUGUCUAUUCACUGAGCGUGUACACUCAUUAUAACUGUAUUAUUGUACACUCAUUAUUAAGAUGCCUCAUGGGAUUGAAUGUAGGGCUGCAACGAUUCCUCGAUUCUUUUCUUGUAUUCAAUUUUUUUUAAAACUCCUCGAUUGCAUUUUGCGCGUGACGAGUUAAAGUGGCACAUUCCACAUAAAAAUCAUAAUAAAACAUAAUGCUAUUAAGAAUUCACAAACGCUGCUUUUCAGUUAAAGGAAUAUAUGUGAUGCAGGUUUAAUAUACGUGCUUUUUACAUGUGUGGUGUGUCUUAAACUUCAUCUCUGCAUGUUGUUGUGAGUUUGGGUAUAUUAUAACGUUCAUCUGGGAACGCAACGUGUGCUAUUUCAUCAGAUUUGUAAGGAAAAUAAUUUAUAAACCUACGCAAACACAGGAGAAUACAUCAAUAUCUUUCUCAAUAUGCUAACUGUUCAUCGCAAUUUCAAAAUAAAAGUUUAAACCCUCA